Molecule: messenger RNA, 312 nt
Organism: Paracoccidioides lutzii Pb01
Exons: 2
Coding region: 1-312 (103 amino acids)
Source: RefSeq, a predicted model, not a curated record
AUGUCGGGUCUUGAUUUUUUCACUUUCCAAGACAAGAUUCCAACCCGACCGACACAAUCACACAACACACCAUCACAGCCACACCUAUCCACAACCAACACCCACAUCGAUACCGACACCCGCCCGGUGCCGGAACGGUUAGCUCAUUCAGCCUCUGCCAGCGGCCUGCGACCAGCAUCUAACCUCCAUCCACCAUCGCCAUCCGCCAUCCACCAUCCGCCAUCCGCCAUCCGCCAUCCGCCAUCCGCCAAUCCCCUCAACCACCCCGGCAAGACUACCACGGAAGAUAUCCCCCAACCCAAAUCUAUCUAA